GGGGGGCAUGAGAUGCGAAUACCGCCUGUGAAGGGUGGAAGCCGCGCCUUGUUUCGGUGCGACGGACCACGGCAUACCAUACACGCCACAACUUUCUACACCACGCCACGCCGCUCACAAAAACUUGACGAAUUUCAUGACCGCCAUGCAUGACCUUUGCUGGGAGUAGGGCCUGUACUUACUUGCGUGCUUGCUUGCUGUUUUCUUUUUUUAUGCUGCCACAGCAACAACUUGAACAAAAAAACACGCAAGAGGGUGACUCCUCGGGUUUUUCUUCUGUUGUUGUUGCUGUUGUUGUUGUUGUCGGUGUUCUGUUUUAUCGGCCAAAGCUUGUCCUGGGUUUAUUUCUUUUGGAAACGGGAACGGGUUUGGGAACGGGAAUUGGGUGCUAGUGGUGCUGGUGGUGGUGUCCUAAUAAUGCUUGCAUGCUUGCAUGCUUGCUUGCUUGUUUCCUGUUUGCCCACUACACACACGCACGGUUUUCACUUCCUUCUGCAUGGGAACGAAAGCACGGAUUUUGGCGUUGGCGUUUUAUUAUUUUGUUUUAUUGUUGUCGUUGUUGUUGGACUUGGAGAGCGGAAAAGGGCGGCUGCGAUGUCGUUUUGUGGGCUUGGUCUGUCAAGCUUGGCUAUUCGUCUUUCUCUGCGCCGUCUGGAUAAUUGUCUUUCUGGAUCGGUGGUUGGAAAUGGACGAGAAGAAAGCCAGCUGAGGCGAGCUGGACUUGGUCAAGGAAAGAAACGGGGGAAGUGGCGUCGUGUCCCGGCGUCGUCUGUCUGCGGUCGGUGGGUGGUGCCAUCGUCCAGCCAGCCUGAUAUACAUAUCUCUGUCAGGAUAUAUCCCGGUAUACGCUCCUUCCGAGUAUCUCUUCGUCUGCCGGCCCGGCCAAAUAAAAUAUAAAUCAAGCCCUGUCACUUUUACGUCUUUUGAUUGCCGUGUGAUUCUGGCCUAGGAUUUGCUGUGAUGCCUACCGAGCCGAGUCGACUUUCUCGCUCUAAAUGAAAAUUUUAAGUGUGACAACUAAGCCGACUGACAACGUCCUGUUCAGCGUGGGCCAUUUGGGAUGGUGUUCUAAGACCGCGCUAAUAUUCACAAGCCGGAGCACGU
Molecule: messenger RNA, 1104 nt
Organism: Lasiosphaeria miniovina
Lineage: Eukaryota; Fungi; Ascomycota; Sordariomycetes; Sordariales; Lasiosphaeriaceae
Exons: 1
Coding region: 418-897 (159 amino acids)
Source: RefSeq, a predicted model, not a curated record